Quercus lobata is the source of this 2177-nucleotide messenger RNA. RefSeq names its product GRAS family transcription factor (gene HAM4). The transcript has a single exon. Lineage: Eukaryota; Viridiplantae; Streptophyta; Magnoliopsida; Fagales; Fagaceae. The record is from RefSeq and is a predicted model, not a curated record. Bases 93 to 1763 code for a protein of 556 amino acids.
GAUGACCACUAAAAGCUCCUCACCCAUUCCACACUUUGAAGAGAAACAAAGCACUCUGAGCUCUGUUUCUCAACUUUCUAAACACUUUAGAGAUGAGAGUUCCAGCCAAUUCCCCACAAACCAAUAACCAAUCUCCGAACCCAAAACCGGUUCUUUCCAACAACACCAGCAGAAAUAUCGGUUUCCACAGCCCUACCAAUACUCCAAAUAGCCUUUGCUACGAACCCACUUCGGUUCUUGACCUUCGCCGGAGCCCCAGCCCCGUCACGGAAAAGCCGGCCCCCACGACAGAAAUUCCGGGUCUUCUCGACGUUCUGUCUCGGCCAGAAGACCCGCUCGACUGGGACGAACAAGUGCUGCAUAAUCUGGACUGGGAUUCGAUCAUAAGGGACAUUGAUUUACUACAUCAUGAAGACCCAGUUCCUUCUUUGAGGACUAUUCUCCAUUCCAAUCCUUGUGAUCCUCAUCAGGUUGUUCAAUUGCCAGAGCUUCCUCACCCUCAGCCCUUCGAUCCCACUCAGUUUGUGCACACUGAUUUCAUCUGUGACGUCAAUUACUCCACUCAAAACCUGGCUGAUCUCCACAACUCGAACACCUUUGAUUUGACCCACGAGUUUCAUCAUACAAGCCUCAACGGUUUCGAGACAGUAGAAGAGCUUCUUCGAGCUGUGGACUGCUUUGACUCGAACCAGUUACAACUCGCCCAGGGAAUAUUGGAGAGGCUCAAUCAGCGUCAUCGAGCUCCGGUGGGAAAACCGCUCCCACGAGCUGCGUUUUACUUCAGAGAAGCUUUCCAGAGCCUACUCACCAACGGUACAAACCGAACAACUCGACUCUCUUCCUGGUCAGAAAUUGUUCAGACAAUCAAAACCUACAAGGCCUUCUCUGGAAUCUCACCGAUCGCUUUGUUCUCUCACUUCACUACCAACCAAGCCCUCCUUGAAGCUUUUCAGGGCUCGACUUUCCUCCACGUUGUCGACUUCGACAUCGGACUUGGUGGCCAAUACGCUUCCUUCAUGAAAGAGAUCUCCGAAAGGGCUGAGUCUUGCAAAGCCGGUAAUAAUAAUAUUCCAUCAGUGUUUCUUCGAAUCACUGCUAUCGUGCCCGAAGAAUACGCCCUCGAGAGCAGACUGAUCAAAGAAAACCUCUCACAGUUCGCACAAGAACUCAAAAUCAGACUCCAGGUUGAUCUUAUUCACUUACGUACCUUCGAAUCGCUAUCUUUCAAAGCAAUAAAGUUCAUGAACGGAGAAAAGACUGCUUUUCUUUUGUCACCAACUAUCUUUCGCCGUCUUGGCUCCACCAACAACAUAGCUGCUUUUCUCAGCGAUCUCAGGAGUGUCUCUCCAAACGUGGUGGUUCUCGUGGACAACGAAGGCUGGACAGAAAGCGGGUCAGCGUCGUUUAGGCGCAACUUUGUGAACAGCCUUGAGUUCUACGCCUUGAUGCUGGAGUCUCUUGACGCUUCCGUUGGAGGCGGUGGUGUUGGCGGCGACUGGGUGAGGAAAAUUGAGAUGGUGUUGCUGAGGCCGAGGAUUUUGGCGGCGGUGGAGGCGGCUGGGAGGAGAGCCGCGCCGUGGAAGGACGUGUUCUAUGGGGCGGGAAUGAAGCCUGUACAGUUGAGCCAGUUUGCAGACUUUCAAGCCGAGUGUUUGUUGGGGAAAGUACAGGUUAGGGGCUUCCAAGUCGGAAAGCGGCAUGCUGAGUUGGUGCUUUGUUGGCGUGAUAGGCCGAUGGUCGCCACAUCAGCUUGGAAGUGUUAAUAGCAUACUUAUUUAUUAUUAUCUCAUGAAUCAGAUAUAUGCAUUUUAUUUUAUAUAAUGUGAUAUGCAUAUACUGAUCCAUGAAAUAAAAUACCUUAUCAAUAGUGAUGAUCAUGGUGGGUUUCUCAAGUUAUUUACCGGUGUAUAUAUAUGUAAUGUCUUUCUUGUGUAAGAGGAACAUUAUAUGCCCGGUUAUAAUUUUUUUUUUUUUUUUGUAAGGGCUUUUAAGGGGGUUAGGAUGGAGAAUUACAAAUUUAGAUAUAGGGGGAUUGGAAUGUAACUGUAUUUAGCCCUGACCAUUUUGUUUCUUUCUAAGGUAGUUUCCUUUUAAAGUGUUGUUAGAGAGGAAGAAGAGCUAAAUGCUGGCUAAUGUACUGUCUGCCUCUUUGUUUUAUAUAUUGUCCUUACAGAUAA